Messenger RNA from Varanus komodoensis (Komodo dragon), 5851 nucleotides. RefSeq names its product A-kinase anchoring protein 17A (gene AKAP17A). The record is from RefSeq and is a predicted model, not a curated record. Lineage: Eukaryota; Metazoa; Chordata; Lepidosauria; Squamata; Varanidae. Gene Ontology annotation, biological process: regulation of RNA splicing. The coding region runs from base 2861 to 4900 and encodes 679 amino acids. Gene Ontology annotation, cellular component: cytosol; nuclear speck. Gene Ontology annotation, molecular function: RNA binding; protein kinase A binding. The transcript has 4 exons.
UGGGCCGCACGAAGAAUGGCGAGCGCCGUGGCCCGGGCCGGCCCUCAUCGCCCUUCCUGGCGUUUGACCGCGGGGGUGGAUAGGAGGAGAGGCGCUAGAGCCUGAUUCUGGGAGCACCGUGGCCUUGCCGCUCCCCUCUUCCGCUUGUCGCGGGAGACUGAAGCGAAUGCCUCCGGCUCCUGCGGUUAAGAAAGAGCGGGGCGGCUGCCGCGACGACGUGGCUUCGCUGCCUGUUGUUGUUGUUGUUUCCCGCGCCUGGCCUCUUACACCAAGAGCCCGCCUGAGGCCUACUAAUUGAGCAAGAGGGUCAAUAAGGACCCGCUGGCCAAUUGCCAGAAAAUUAGCAAGAGGCUUCGGUUCCCAGUUACUUAAUAAUAGCUAUUUUUAGGGCUUUGUCGAACUGUCAGGGUCCCUGGUGAGAGAUGCAAGUUUGAUGCUUGUGUAUGUGGGUCAUCCCGAGGUAUUUGUUUAUUUGAUCAUGCAGGCUUUUCGCAAAGAAAAAGCUACGCAGGUUGGCUCUUGGCGCUCAGGAGGUAAUUGGCUGGACUCCCUGAGCCAUCAUAGUGUAUUUCGCUCUAAUUGGUGGCCUCUGGGGUUUUGAUAAAAACAACAGAGUAGCUUUCUCAAGGUUGAAGUCUGCUGUGCUCUUGAGGACUACUACUUAUGGUAUUAUUUUUGCUUUUCCUCUGAAUAGCUCAUGGAUUCUCUCUCUUACUCCUCCUAAUUUUAUUUCUCAGAACAAACUUGUGAGGUAGGUAGACUGAGUGUGUGUGGUUGUCUCAAACUUUUCAACUUCUCUUGGGCUUUCUUCCAACACUAAUCACUGAGUAUAUGGAUUGGCUUGCCAGUUGUACAGUUUAAGGUAGACAUUUUCAAAAGUUAAAGACCUGAAUUCCCUCUUUAAACCUACUCUGCAAGUAGGACCUACUUCUUACAAUAGAUGUUUGGGCUUUUUUCAGAUUAAUCUCUCUCUUUUUUUCCUCCAACUUUGGUUCUUUUCACUCUGAUUUCAGAAACUUUGUACCUAUGAACAGAUGCUGAGAGCUUUGGUUUGAGCCAGCAAAACUGUCCUUAUUUUUUACUUUCUCCUUUCUUUCUAUUCUUUGAAACAAAUAGCUCCCAUCUCUGUUAAUAAAAGAAGAAAAUAAAUGGUGGGAUGAUCUGGAAGAAUUUAUGUUAAACUGUGAUAAACUUCUAACCCUGUAGUUGAACCCUGUCAGUAUCCCAAUAUGUAAUGGAUAGAUGGUGCAGCAAAAUGUUUAGGGCAUCAGAGGACUUACUGUAGCCACCAUCUAAUUGUAUCUCGUUGCAUUAUUUUACUAAAACUCAAGAUGGAUAACAGUUACUAGAUCACUGGAGACUAAUCUUCUCCAGCCUGGUCCAAAACAUCUGGAGGACACAUCAACUUGCAUUAGCUCCAGAAAGCAUAGGAAGCUGUUGUGAAUGUUGGGAGUUGUUAUCCAAUUAUCCAGUAUAUGUGGAGGGAAACAGGUUGGGGAAGACUGAUGUAGAUCCUUAUGAACUUUUACACUAAUUUCAGUUUUUGACUGGUAGAACAAUACUUUGUUUUACACAUCCACAAACCAGCUUACCUUUUCUGUGUGUGUGUGUGUGUUUAAAUAUACUAAUUAUUGCUCUUACCUGUGUUUGGAAUGCUUGUUUUUGGCAAACAAGUUUUAGGGCACACUGUUUUGCCUUUCCCAGAAAACAUGUAUGAAAACCAUUUAUAAUAGGAUUCUUCUUUUGAACAGUGUUCCCUUGUUCUCUUCCUGUAUUUUUUAAAAUCCAUGAAAAUUAUGGGAAGUUGGGAACUCUACAUCAUGGGCCUAUAGACAUGUGCAGAACAUAUGGGCAAACUUAGAAAAAGGCAGUGUACACUUUACACAAUGUGGAAUGUAUGCAGUAUUCUUACGAAUUAUAUUACAUGUUGAAGGUCCUCAUGAAAGUGUGUGCAACUUAGGAAAAGUGGGUUUUCGUUACAUUUUGUGCAGUAUUUAACAUCUUUAUAGUAUUUUUAAUCUUGCAAAGAGUGCAAUAGUUUAAUUGUUUCUGCUUUCACUAUAACCAUGUCAGAUUGAAUACUGUAAUUCAUAUUUAAAAUGGUAAUAUGCUAGAUCUUACAUCAUUAAUUUAUCUGCUGUGGCAACUUUGCAUGUGGUUACGCUCAGAAAAAUCGUAGUCAAAGGGAUGUGUACCCAAACUAUAAUGAUAGAUUAUCUUGCACACCAAAUUCCAAGACCACAAUCCAUGCAUACACAGCUUGGAGUAAGAUAAUUGAACUCAAUAGACUUAUGUCUGUUCAAUAUGCAUGGGAUUCUGCCAUGAGGGUUCCUUUGUAAAUUAUUUUGUAGUAAAUGCAUCAGCGUGUAUAUUUGAUUUCUCUGAGACCCUAAUUCAUCUGUUUGAAUUCCUCACAGAUGUUUUGCCUGGAUUUUUCAAAGGCUGGAAUUCCUCUUUUGUGGUGGUGGUGUCUCAUAUAAACUGCAGUCAGUUUGAAGCAGAACACACUCAGAAGACCAUUGCAUUUUCUGCAUCUUCAGUAUCUUCUCUCUAAACACAGUUAAUUUUCUAGUACUCUGCACAGAUUUGCAAUACUUCUGCAAACCACAACUUUGAAUGGUUUACCAUUGGAGCACCCAAGUAGUUAGGAAGGAUAAUUCCCUUUAUGGACUUCAACUAUAAAAACAUUAUUAAAAGAUCCAUAAUAAGAGAAGGCAUGUUCUAUGUCUUUGAAUGCUACUUUUAGGAACCUGCUAACAUGGCCUUUUCUUCCAGGAAAGAAACCACUUUCUACCUGCGUCUACAAUAUAGAUAAGCCCACUUUCUUUGCUCGCUACUUGCAUUAUCUUCUUUUCUAGCUAUGGCAGCUGCUACAAUCGUUCAUGACACUUCUGAAGCUGUGGAGCUCUGUGGUCCAUAUGGACUGUACCUUAAACCUAUUACAAAAAUGACUAUCAGUGUGGCCCUUCCACAGUUGAAGCAACCAGGGAAGUCCAUUUCUAACUGGGAGGUGAUGGAAAGGCUGAAAGGAAUGGUGCAAACGCAUCAAUUCUCAACAUUACGGAUUUCCAAAAGCACCAUGGAUUUUAUUCGCUUUGAAGGAGAGGUAGAGAAUAAGAGUUUGGUUAAAUCCUUCCUUGCAUGCCUAGAUGGCAAAACUAUAAAACUUAGUGGUUUUUCAGACAUUUUAAAAGUUCGUGCUGCAGAAUAUAAAAUUGAUUUUCCUACUCGACAUGACUGGGACUCCUUUUUUCGUGAUGCAAAAGAUAUGAAUGAAACUCUGCCUGGGGAAAGACCAGACACUAUUCAUUUGGAGGGCUUACCUUGUAAAUGGUUUGCACUGAAAGACUCUGGCUCAGAAAAACCAAACAAUGAAGUUCUCAUUAAGGUAUUUAGUAAAUUUGGGGAAAUUCGUAAUGUGGACAUACCUAUGUUGGAUCCAUAUAGGGAAGAAAUGACUGGCAGAAACUUCCAUACAUUCAGUUUUGGAGGCCAUCUGAAUUUUGAAGCUUAUGUUCAAUAUGAAGAAUAUGCAGGUUUCAUCAAGGCUAUGAGUGCAUUGCGAGGCAUGAAGCUGAUGUACAAAGGUGAAGAUGGCAAAGCAGUCGCUUGUAACAUAAAGGUAUCUUUUGAUUCAACAAAACAUCUGAGCGAUGCCUCAAUUAAGAAACGUCAGCUUGAAAGGCAGAAACUCCAAGAACUUGAAAAACAAAGAGAAGAACAAAAACGUAAAGAAAAAGAAGCAGAGGAAAGGCAAAAAGAAGAAGAAAGGAAACAGAAAGAACUUGAAGAAUUAGAAAGAGAGAAAAAAAGGGAAGAAAAAUUGCGAAAAAGAGAACAGAAACAAAGGGAUCGUGAAAUUCGUAAAAACAAAAAAAGGCUUGAAAGAAUACAAGCUGAAGAGCAAAAAAAACUUCAGGAAAAAAUAAAACUAGAGGAGCGGAAGCUUCUUUUAGCUCAGAGAAACCUUCAGUCCAUUCGACUAAUUGCUGAAUUGUUGAGCAGAGCCAAGGCAAUAAAGCUUUUGGAACAAGAACACCAUGAGGAAAAAGUCCGCCUUCAGCAGUUGGAAGAGAGGAGACGGGUGCAAGAAGCUGAACUUCGACGUGUAGAGGAAGAAAAGGAAAGAGCUCUUGGACUGCAAAGAAAAGAGAAAGAAUUGAGAGAGAAACUGUUAAGCAAUCUCAUGAGCAAGAAAAUAGAAGUAACCUAUCAGAAAAACACUGAACCUAAUACACUGCAAUCUACCCCUUUGAAAACGCUUGUGUGUAUUCCAUACUGCAUCACAUCUACCUCAGUACAGUCUGUUUUGGCAAAACCAGCUCAUCCCUGUCAAAGGAGUGUGACAACUAAUGAAAGCCUAGGGAAGUACUUAAAUGGGAGCCUUCAUGAGGAAGCUCUCAUCAGUGGCCCUAAGAUCAAUAUCAUUAGUAGAGACACAGUUUCUGCUGAAAGUAGUUCAGGUGUUCUUUCAUGUAUCCCUGCAAAUCAACAACACAAGAGCACAGCAGACCAUGAGCAGACCAUCUGUAAGAAGGACUUACCACCCGAACAAGGCAAGUGUAACAGAGAGCCAAGCAAAGGGAAGAGUCACUCAUGCAGAGAUGUGCAUAACCAUCAUAGCAAAGAUAAAAUUGAAAAAAGCAGACACAGAAGGGACUUAAGUAGUGAGGAUGAAAAGUGCAGAAAAGAGAGACGCCUCCAUAAAAAAUACUCUACAAAAAGUAGCCCUCGUCACCAAAGAAGCUUAAGUCGAGAACACGGACGACAUCGGCAAGCCUGUAGUAGUGACAGUGAGCAGGAUAAAAGAGGACGUAGUCAUGGUCACAAGAGCAUGAGCAGGAAACAAAAACACCGGAAGAGAUCUUUGAGUAACCAAAGAAGCACUUGGAGUAGGUAAUAAGAAGACUUAACCUUCUGUAAGGUCUGUCUAAGAAAUGACUGGAGUGGACUCCUCCAGUGCAGGAAGGGAAAGAAGACUAAUAGGAAAUUUUACUUGAAUAUAGUUUAUGAAGACGAGAGACAUAUAACCAAACUUUUCAAAAUACGUUUCAGACUUCUUACCUGUUGACUCUGUGCUGGCUUACUGCAGUACCAUAAAUUCUUACUGUUCUUGCUUACAUUUUCUCUGCGAUAAUUAGCCUAAUUAGGCUUUCAUCAUUUCACAUUUUUCUAAAUUCUCCCCUUUCGUCCGUUUUAGCAAUGACAGCAAUCUUUUAUUUAAGAACUGGCAUGUGUAUGUUUCUAAUAAGACAUGUAAACUUGGCAAGUGGCUGUAUACUUGAUUCACAGGAAUUGAAUGAUUCCAUGCAGGUUUUUUUGCUAUAAGAAUUGGUGCUAGAUGCAACCAUAUUUUUAUACAGUGCUGUGAUGCCUUCUUUGCUAUUUUUGACAAUUGCAUACUUGAUAGAUUGAUACAGGGCCUAAAUUGUCAUGAUGUUUGUUAUUUUCCAUGUUUUAGAAUUCUGUUUCAUUUUUAAAAAGUUCCAAAUCUUUUGGAACCUCUGAAAAAGUAGACACAGAUGCUGCGCACAGCAGUUGCAUUAACAUUUGUGUUCAAAACAUUGGUUGUUCUUUACAUGCAAUUUUGUAGAUGUCUGUAUUUUGAAAGAGGGGCCUUCCUGCUAAAUUAUUUUUAUGUGCAAUGUUCUGGUUCAGAGUUGUAUUUUCUCUUUUUUUAUAACAUCUUUGCUUCUGGAAAUGAAGCUCAGGAAUUCCCCAAGUUAUCACCUCAGUGCAAAACCAGCUUUUUUUACCAUCUGAUGGUAAAACCAGAGAGCCAAUGUCAGUGAACCCAAAACACUGCUUCACAUUUCGGUACAUUAAAGAUCUAUACAUGUACACCAUUAAA